Molecule: messenger RNA, 2593 nt
Organism: Pygocentrus nattereri (red-bellied piranha)
Lineage: Eukaryota; Metazoa; Chordata; Actinopteri; Characiformes; Serrasalmidae
Gene: senp3a
Product: SUMO specific peptidase 3a
Exons: 11
Coding region: 265-1821 (518 amino acids)
Biological process (GO): protein desumoylation
Cellular component (GO): nucleus
Molecular function (GO): deSUMOylase activity
Source: RefSeq, a predicted model, not a curated record
UGUUUCGCGGUAAAGUCGCGCCGCCGCUCAAUGAAUGGGAGCCAAACAGAAACAGAACCGCAGAAAGAGCCGAACCUCCGCCCGGAACCGCGGGUUCUGCCGCUGCACGACGGGCUGGUAGCGGACUGUUAGCGCUUCUGCCGCGGGGCUGCACUGCAGUCUGAAUUCCUGUGCCAGUGUGAGACCCCCUUUUGGCCGGCUGUUGCGCUGUAUUAGUGUUGGUGUGGAGUCAGGCUGGCGGAGGUGGUGGGGUGCCCGUGGACCAUGAGGGACAGUGCUAGCGGUCUAGCACAGACGCACUGGCCCAAUGAGCUCAUGCUAUCGGCGGGCGAAGAUGGCACUGCCGCCAGCGGGGGUGCUAUUGGUGGGGGGCAUCUAAUGGACCCUGUGGCGACCCAGUAUGUGCCCAGCCCGGCUCAGCUCAAACUGAGUCGCGGAGUGGAGGACGUUGGCCUGUGGGGGUCAGAGUACACCGUACCUGAGGAAGAGGAGGAGGAGGAGGAAGAGAUUGAUGAAGAAGAUGAAGAAAUGGAUGAGGAGGCAGACGAGGAUGAAAGUUUCCGUGGAAACUCCGAAAGUGAGGAAAACUGCGUGUUGCUAGAGGCCCUGCAGCCGCUGCGUAAUCAGGCAGGCCUCAAAGCCAGGGACUUUCCUGACUACGCCGUCCAGACCUGGCCUGAUGGGCCAGGCUUGAGUCGACCGGCUUGGUGGGGCCACAGAACCCGGAGGUGUAUGAGCAUUCGGUUCCGGCUGGCGCAGCAGUGGAGAACCUGGCGUCAGCGGGCGAAGUGGGCUGGGGCUGUGGGGUUCAGGAGGUCACGAUGGAGGAAAAGGAGGAGGCAACCAGACAGGGCGCUAAUGCACAGAGAGACCCGCAGUGCGGACGGAGAGACGGCAGACUCCUGCAGCUCCAGCAGACUCUCCGCCAGUAAAGACGGCUCCAUCAGGGAGGACGGUGAAGGACGGGGCUCCCCCUGCGGUCCUCUGGCAGCCCGUGACCGGCCCAGCCCUCAGAACCAGCUCAGCAGUGAACACAUCUCCUGUGUCCAAGGUAUUCUGGACGAGUUCCUGCAGCAGUACGGCAGCUUGAUCCCCAUCCACGUGGAUGAAGUGGUGGAGAGGCUGCAGAGCGUUUUCAGUGAGAGCUUCUCCAGCCCACACAGGAAGGUGAUGGUGCAGCAUUUAAUGCAGUCGUACCAGCGCAUGUCCGGCACCGCCAUGAUGAGAGAUUUCCGCGUUAACUAUAAACGCCACGUUCUGACCAUGGAUGACCUGAGCACGCUGUACGGACAGAACUGGCUCAAUGACCAGGUGAUGAACAUGUAUGGAGAUUUGGUCAUGGACGCUGUUCCUGACCGAGUUCACUUCUUCAACAGCUUCUUCUAUGACAAGUUGAGGACGAAAGGAUAUGAAGGCGUCAAGCGGUGGACGAAAAAUGUGGAUAUUUUCCAGAAGAAGUAUCUGCUGAUUCCCAUCCAUCUGGAGGUUCACUGGUCUCUGGUCUGCGUCAACGUUCCUGAGCGCACAGUCACCUACUUCGACUCGCAGAGGACCCUCAACCGCCGCUGCCCGAAGCACAUCGCGAAAUACCUGCAGGCGGAGGCGAUCAAGAGAGAGCAGAAAGAGUUCUACAGCGGCUGGAGGGGUCUGUUCAAAAUGAACGUGGCCCGGCAGAACAAUGACAGCGACUGUGGAGCUUUUGUCCUCCAGUACUGUAAGUGCCUGGCGUUGGAGCAGCCGUUCUGUUUUGGUCAGCAGGACAUGCCGAAGCUGCGCCGGCUGAUGUAUAAGGAGCUCUGUCACUGCAGACUGACGCUGUGAGGACGGCCAGGCUUACGGAGCGGCCGAGCGAGAGGAGAGAGCAGCUUCCCUCCCCUUCCCCAACCACCCUGCGCCCCCCAAACACGUGUUCUCCUCUUUAAUAGACUCUUAAAGAUAAAGUUUAGUACAGAAAAUGGUUCUGUAUGGAACCGUGAACACUCCAAGCACCUUUGCGUGAGUGAAGGUUUCUUUGUCCAUCAAUCUGACGAACCACAUCCACCACAGAAGGGUCCUGUGAGUGCUCAUGGUUCUAUGUAGAACCGUGUAAGAACCCUUGAAGAGGCGUGGAGUGUCCUGCGGUGUCCUCCGCUCUGCCCUGCUGCUCGGCUGCCCGGUUGCCGGAUGAGCUCCGGCAGGGCGUCCUGUUUUCACAGCGUGGGAGUAAAGUUGAACUCUUAUUAGGUGCCGGCCAGUUCUUUGGCAGUUUUUUGUAUUUUUUGUUAUUAUUGCUAUUAUUGUUAUUUUGACUGUUAUUCUUAUUUUCUUCUUCUGUCUCUUCUCGUCCUUGAUGUGGGUAUAACUCGUAUGCGACAUGCUGAGUUCGAGGUGUGGGAGAGAUGCUGUAAAGAGAGAUCUGUUCAUAUUCCCGGAGGACAGUACGGACCACGACACUAUAUUCCUGUUUUCAUUUGGUCACUAUCGUUUGUUGUUGUUGACGUAUUUGUGUGAUUCCAAGUGGCAAAAAAGAGCAGCUGUAAAUUAAAAGCGUUUUAUAUCUUUUCAGAUGCAUACAGUGUUGUACAGCGUACUAAUAAAAUCAGAAUAAAUACCA